Vicugna pacos (alpaca) is the source of this 2098-nucleotide messenger RNA. The record is from RefSeq and is a predicted model, not a curated record. Lineage: Eukaryota; Metazoa; Chordata; Mammalia; Artiodactyla; Camelidae.
AAUGCAGGUAUUUUCUUAGAAAGGGAUCAGGAAAUCUUUAUGCAACUCAUCAUUAAUACUAAUUUUAACAGAGUAUCUCCGAGAUUGAACUACCGAACCGUGUUGAUAAUUUAUCUGGAGCUGCAGGUCUAGGAGAAAAAAAGACAUUAAAUGGACAAGUAGAAAAUUUCAAUAUUGAAAACUCAGUAUACAUUCUUUCUUGCAUGAGUGGAUCAAGAAACUUUGAUGGCUAGAGGAUCCAAGAAAUGUAGGCAUGCCAAUAGCCCACGUGGAUUCUGCUGAAAAAUAUCCUCACCUGAAGCCUGCAGUUGGAGUGAAAGAUUCUGUUCCUAAAAAAACAGGAGCAAUGAAGAAUUUACAAAGAUUGAAAUCAGCAUACCUAGACUUAGAAUGGACAUCUGAGGAAGAGCAAGAAACACUUGUUGGAAGUGAAAAUAACCACUCACAGGAUACAUGUGUUUUACGAGCAUGUACUGUGAAAGAAAAGAAAUCUGAAGAUCAAAUCAAGCAGACUAAUCUUUCACUUGUAUAUCUGCAAAAAACGCCUAGAGAACCAGAAGUGAAUAAGGAACAUGACAGAAAGGACGUACCUGUAUCUUCAAAACAUUCUUGUGUGGAGAAGCAUGAGGACAUGUGGGUCAAACAAGCCAAAUUAGACUGGAAAAAUAAUUCUGAAUGUAUCACAAGAAAGUCAAAUCAGAAAAUCAGUAAAAUCCAUGAUAAAGGCAAAAUUACUUUUCAUCGUAAGGUGGAGUCACUAGAUGACAACUCGGAACUACAUGGUGACUUAAAGGAACUACCUCCCAGUGUGACAGAUUAUAUUUUUGAUUGUGAGGAAAAAGAUGUACCUGGAGCCUCUGUCUCUGUAGGAUCCCAGGCAUUCUCUGAACACAAAGAGCCCAGUCUUAAAAAUGUUUUUCCGUCGUAUUCCAUGUCUGAGUCAAAAGAGUAUGGUUGCCAGUCAUCUUCAAAACUUUAUUUAAGUGAAAAUAAGUUAGAUGAACAUGACAAAGCAGACACUGAACGUGUUUUUAACAAAAAUGAGGAGAGUUUUUAUAAUAGAGAAAAUGAAGUAAGGAACCGAGUUCCAUUUACAGUGAAUGAAGACCAAGAACUUGAUACAAAAAGAAUACAAAAAAGGAACCAAAAUACUGACUGGAAGUCAGACAUUGGACGUGCAUCUCAGGUUGAAGUAGAAGAGAACAGGAGCAAAAGUGGUGAGCUGAGAGGAUCAGAAACCAUGUGUGAUGGCAGUUAUCAUGAAGGAUUAACUCAGCAGAGGAAGAGGGGAAAAACUGAUGACCAGCAGUCUCCUGCUCUGCAGAAAGGAGAUUCUGAUAGAAGCUGUCCUGGCUUGCAUAUGAAAGAAAUAAAGAAGAAUGAAAGUGGAAAACGGACAUUAAAAGCAUCUGUGACUUCACGUGUAUUUGCGAAGACUGCCUCACUGGCUGGUGGUCUCCUACACAUGAAUGACAACAGCAAUUUAAGUGAAGAUCAAGGUUGUGGCAGGUCUUCAAAGAAAACGUCUAUUGAAAAGGACCAGGUCAAAGAGCAGAUGAAUUCUGUGGAUGGUCUCGAUGACUUAACUCUGGCACCGGAGACAGCUUCCGAGGAUUGCGAGUCGCUUUUCCCUGAUUAUAAGAACACCCUGAGGCUAAACGAACGACUUGGCCCGGAGAGUAAAGAUGCCUUUUGGUUCUUUAUUUUGCCUGAUUGCACUGGCUCCAGUACAGUGCUGAAUAGGAGUAAGAGAAGCCACUCCUGUCUGGUUCCUCACCUUCUGGGAAAAGCAUUCCGUUUUUCACCAUUGCAUAUGGUGUCAGCUGUAGGCUUAGCCCAGAUCUUUGUCAUAGUGAAGACGUUUUCUUGGUUCCUAGUUUGCUGGAAGUUUUUAUCAGGAAUAGAUGUUGAGGUUUGGCAAGUGCCUCUUUUUAUCCACUGACAUGAUCAUAUGGUUUCUUUUUUAGUUUGUUAAUAUGAUGAAUAACAUUGAUUUUUACGUGUUAAAACAGCCCUGCAUUCUUGGGAUACACCCGACUUGGUCACGAUGAAUUAUCCUGUAUUGUUGGAUUUAAUUCGCUAAUGUUUUGUUUAGAAU